CGUGAACCCCGCCAGACGGCGCAUGGAGAGGUCCGAGGCCUGUAGAAUCACCUGCAGCUCAUUCAUUUACCGCCAGUGAGGAGAGAGCGACUGCGCUGUGAAAGACUGCGGGUGGAUCAACUGAACCAACGAAGCCCAGUGGAGAAUCACAGCAACGCAGCCCCGCUGAAAACCCAGCGCCCCAUUUUACUGGAGAAUGGCAUCAAGAAGAAUGGAGACCAAACCAGUGAUAACCUGCCUCAAAACGCUCCUCGUCGUCUAUUCCUUCGUGUUUUGGAUCACGGGGGCGAUCCUCUUAGCUGUGGGACUAUGGGGGAAGUUUAUGCUGGGUGCGUACAUAUCUAUCAUCGCUGACAGCUCCACCAAUGCUCCUUACGUUCUCAUCGGCACCGGAACAUGCAUCAUCGUGUUCGGACUGUUUGGAUGCUUCGCUACCUGCCGCGGGAGCCCAUGGAUGCUCAAGCUGUAUGCCAUGUUCCUGUCCUUGAUCUUCCUGGCAGAGCUUGUGGCUGGCAUCUCCGGCUUUGUCUUUCGUCAUGAGAUAAAGGGAACCUUCCAGAGGACCUUCAGUGAGGCGGUGAAGAACUACAAUUCCCAGGACGAGAGGAGCCUGGCCGUGGACAAUGUGCAGCGCAGUUUGAAAUGCUGUGGUGUGUUGAACUACACCAGCUGGUUGUCCAGUAUCUGGUUCCCUAACAACGGCAUCCCACCCAGCUGCUGUGCCAGCAUCUCUGACUGUAACUCUUCUGACCUGCGCAAUGUCACCAUAGCCCCCAGCAAGGUCCACCAGCAGGGCUGUUAUGAGCUGGUGACUGACUUCAUUGAGACUAACAUGGGGAUCAUUGCUGGAGUGACAUUUGGAAUAGCUGUCUCACAAUCAUUUGGUAUGCUGUUGGCAUGCUGUCUGUCGCGGCUUAUCACUGCCAACCAAUAUGAGAUGGUGUAGCAGUGAGGUGCAGGGAGACCAGGAGGAGGAGAGAGUACACGUCACCUUGGAAACUGGGGAGGAACACACCCAAACGCUGGCACACUCCAUUCUUACUUUUCCACUCCUUAUCUUUCUUACUUUAUCGCUCUCUUUUUCUCUCUUUCAUCUCUUUGAACACAUUCCUUAAUAUGCCAUCAUUAAAAAUGUUACCUUUCAAGACCUUAAUUCUUCUAAAAUGAAUGGUUGUCGAUUAGCACCUGCCUCAGCCAUAUGCUCCGAUCCAGGCAUGCCAUGCCUAAUUCAAACAGUAUCAAUCUUCACUUACACAAGUUGACAAUAUUCCUAAGAAAUUGCCUUGAUGCAACAUAGCCGUCGAAAGAAGAGCUAUCUCCCCCAGUGUAAAUUUCCUGGAAAUAAUUUGAGAGAUGCCAUCAGAAUUUCCAAUAUGAGGUCUUUGAAAGAAACUUGAGCCCACUCAGAAGGGACUGAGUUUCUCUAACUGACACACACACACACUCACGCACACAGCAUCUGCUUUUUGCUUCUACAUGGACAACAGUAAACCUACAUCCUGCUUCUAAUGACUAUCACUCUAAAUGACCUUGUACAAGUUGCUCUCUGUGGAUGUGUAUUUAUGAUGCGUUUAGAUCCUCUGUAUUCAGUUGAGUCCUGUACUUGGUGAUCUCUGCCACUCCCUCCCCUGUGCCUUCUGUCUGUCAGUUAGUUAGUCAUAAUGUUGUUUUGUUGUUGUAAUAUUUAAUUUCAUUUUAAAAGUCUUAACUAGUCAUGCGUGUUUCUAUAACAGUAGUCUGAGACACAGCCAUUUUUCUGGUUUAAACCCCAGUUUUGGUGUUCAAAUGUUUUUACACAUUCACCUUCUGCUUGAGAUUACAUUACAUUUACAUUUAAGUCAUUUAGCAGACGCUCUUAUCCAGAGCGACUUACAAAAUGGUGCAUUCACCUUAUGAUAUCCAGUGGAACAACCACUUUACAAUAGUGCAUCUAAAUC
Messenger RNA from Salmo salar (Atlantic salmon), 1937 nucleotides. RefSeq names its product tetraspanin-7. The record is from RefSeq and is a predicted model, not a curated record. NCBI's taxonomy places the organism in Eukaryota, Metazoa, Chordata, Actinopteri, Salmoniformes, Salmonidae. Gene Ontology annotation, cellular component: plasma membrane.